UGAAAACUCUCGGAAGGAACAUUUUAGUAGUAAUUGGAACACCACGACCUUCGAAGGUUUUUGUUUUGCGCUUUGACGUGAAGUUUAACUCAGGAUUUUAAAGAGGUUAACUUGCAUGGCUUUGUGUUAACCUUAGUGUAAGGAAGUUCUCUUUUCAAGGUAUCGAGCUAAUUUCAUUUGCGCAACCAACCUUCGAAGAGAAAAAUUACGUCCGUGCGAGUCCACCCGCGUAGUCUUGAUUGUCAGUUGCCGAAGUCAUUGUCAAACAAACUAAUAAUGCAAGAGUCCAGCGCAUCAGAAUCCAUACCAACUUCUGCAACACACCAAACUCGAGAGGAAAAUAAGCCUCGCCGAUCUCCUCCUCCUCUUGUGUCUAUGGACGGAACUCGUAGGGACUCGCUUGUGGGGCUCCAAAGACUUGUUUACAGCUCGCAAAUAUUUACGCAUUCACGAACAUCGCACGAAGAUCCCCGCCCUGUGGCGAACAUUGGCGAGAACGUUGUGGAAGUCAAACCAGGUAAUUUCUGCCUUUUCUGACUUUUAAAGGCCACUCAACGUUUAGCAGUAGUUAAAGUUAUUUACUUCGUAGCCGAAGACACUUAAACGUAUCAUCAAAGACAAAAAUGGAGUUACUUCCUUUCAGAAAAGAAGACAAUUGUUAUCACAGCACACUUGUUUAAAGAAAUUCUAAUACUUAAUCAAAAAACAGAAGGAAAAAAAAAGAUUUAGGAAUAAUCAUCUUAAAAAAAAAAUUGGAAUUCUCUUACUCUUGUCUUUAUUACCAUUAUUUAUUGUGCUACUAAAUCAUUCAUGAUUUGUCGCAAAGUAAUAUUUUCACCCAGCAUGAAAUCAUCAUUAAGGUUUUAAUCAUUCUACAAGAGGUCUUCGCCGCGCGAUAUUCACUUGGCGACACAUUUUCACGCGACAAAGCCAUAGGAUGAUAUCUUGCUAUGGCGGUUUAAGGCAUAAAAAUGGAAUUUGCGAUCUUCAUGAUAACUCACGAUAACACGAAAAUUAUAAACGCUGAGGUUUCUUUGGACUAAAAAUAUAAUAAGAACUCAAACAUGGCUUUCAUUUCCUUCGUUUGUCAAAUUUUGUCACCAAACCCGAAAGGGAAAGAAAGGUGAUAUUUGUAAUAACUGAGUCAAAUAUGGACUCGUGUUUCUCUGUCGGUUUGAUAUCUAAUGGCUGGCACAUCGCGAAUAAAGACAGGAAACAUCGGUAAUUAUUCGUUUCAUAGAUAAAAAAAUCUUCGAAUUGAGAAAAAAGAAUUUAUUUCCUCUUUGGAUAUCUUAAAAUUAAACCAGUGCAUCCACGGUCAAUAUUCACCGAAGUUUUAUGAUUUUUUUUGGAUACGAUUCUAGAAACGAAGACGAAACACGCUCUCUCCUUUCUAUUUUAAAACUUACUGUACGCAAAGAGAAGCUGAAUGGUUCCGCACAAAGUUACCAAGAGGUUACCGUGAAAGAGGAUGCAUCGUAAAUUAUCUGAAAGGAAGACCUGCAACUCUCUAGUGUGCCAAAAUUGGAAAAGUGGAGAAAAAAUGCCAGACAAAAUCCUAAAAACCGAAUUAACAGAUUGAUGAUAGCAACGAUCUUUGAAUUUAUUCUUGCAUAAAACGGAGAGAACAUUUCUGAAAUGAAAGAGUUUCUCGCUAAACUUCGCUGAUGUGAAAGAGCUGCGGGAGCCUCGAAACUUUCCACCUUUCAUAGAGAUAUUUGCUGUGAAAAACUAGGCGUUGCCACUGAUAUCACAGCGUUUGAGAUAAGUCCAAUCUUGUCAAUCUUGUUAGGUCAGUUUGAGCUUAUAUCGCAAAGAUCAAUAACUAUAACUUCGCCACCUCGAUACUAAGUAGGUUUUGUAAUAUACUGAGUGAUAUUCUACAGAAGGAAAUACAAAUUGUCUUGAUCCUGGGAUCUUUUGAAAUAAAUGGUAUUUGAAAAAUACCCACAACAACUAUUCGGCUCAAAAUCCGAUAUAUCGUGACCGCUCAACAAUCCUCGCCCUUUCUAAGGCUUGUAAUUUAUUGCGAUGACGCACAAGAGAGGGCACUUCGAUUGCGUUUUGCAAAAUCAAUACCAAAGUAAUCAUGACGAAUUUAUCACAAGAAUUAAGGCAAAUAUCGCCAGGAGCCAAUAAGACGUUAGAGUAGCGACAAGUAAAUUGCUAAAGCGCGGAAAAAUGCGUGUGACCAAGCAGUGAUUGGCUGUGUUGUUACAUCUGAUUAGUUGAGAGUGAGACGCAAGUUUUUCUUUUAGGACCAAUCACAGUACGUGGUAAGGUAAAUCCUAUGCAAUACCGUAUACUUACGACAUUCAAUUUGAAAUUGCUUUAACUGUUUUGAAUGGUUAUACUUUCAGGCCCAAGAUCUGCUCAUUCGCAGACUCGACCAAGUCUCCCCAGCCCAAAACCCAAGAGAAGCAGGACUUCGUUCACGCCGACGCAGUUAGAGCGACUAGAAGAGGAAUUUUCAGUGGAUAUGUACGUGGUUGGUUUAAAACGAAUGAAGCUGGCAAACGAGUUAAACCUGUCGGAAAGACAAGUUAAAGUCUGGUUCCAAAACAGGAGGAUGAAGUACAAAAGGGAAAGAGCCAAGUCCAGAUCAGACGGAGGAAAAUUAAACUGAGCGGACUCAACUCUACGUUAUUUAUUGUAUCAGAUUCAGCAAAUAAUCAUUGUGUAAAUACCUAAUAUUCCAUAAAAUAUACGGCGAGUGCAUAUACCUGAAGCGUGCAAUUAUAACGGAUUGACUUUUAUUGACAUUUACCUCAAAUUUUGCUGACAUUCCUUGAUUUAUUACAAAAGAGAAUUAUGGGAAGCAAUACUAAGUGGAAAGAAAGUCACAUUAAAUAUUG
Pocillopora meandrina is the source of this 2855-nucleotide messenger RNA. The record is from the annotation of a GenBank genome assembly. NCBI's taxonomy places the organism in Eukaryota, Metazoa, Cnidaria, Anthozoa, Scleractinia, Pocilloporidae.